Molossus molossus (Pallas's mastiff bat) is the source of this 2741-nucleotide messenger RNA. It is a transcript of the gene ABCB9, whose product is annotated as ATP binding cassette subfamily B member 9. Gene Ontology annotation, biological process: transmembrane transport; peptide transport. The transcript has 12 exons. NCBI's taxonomy places the organism in Eukaryota, Metazoa, Chordata, Mammalia, Chiroptera, Molossidae. Gene Ontology annotation, cellular component: lysosomal membrane. Bases 195 to 2690 code for a protein of 831 amino acids. Gene Ontology annotation, molecular function: ATP hydrolysis activity; ATP binding; ABC-type oligopeptide transporter activity. The record is from RefSeq and is a predicted model, not a curated record.
AAGACUCCGCCCCAGGAAACGGACUGCUCCGGGUCGCCGUGGGGCCUUCUCGUUCCGCCUCGCAGUGUCCCCAACCCACGAGGCCGGGAUUCAUCGCCCCGCUUUACAGGUCUGGCCUCACCCCACAGGCAGUGGCUCUGCCCCCCAUGAGCUAGAGCCUGCCCCCUGGUGCCUGCCCACCACCAGCCCGCAGGAUGCAGCUGUGGAAGGCGGUGGUAGUGACCCUGGCCUUCCUGAGCACAGACGUCGGCGUCACCACAGCCAUCUACCUCUUCAGCCACCCGGACCGCAGCCUGGUGGAGGACAUCCGCCACUUCAACAUCUUUGCCUCAGUGGUGGACCUCUGGGCGGCCUGCUUGUACCGCAGCUGCGUGUUGCUGGGGGCCACCGUCGGCGUGGCCAGGAGCUGCGCCGUGGGGCCCCGGCGUCUGCGGGCCUCGCAGACGGUCAUGGCCCUGGUGUGCCUCCUCGCGGGCAUCUACACCAUGGUGAAGCUGCUGCUCUUCUCCGAGGUCCACAAGCCCGUUCGGGACCCGUGGUUCUGGGCCCUCUUCGUGUGGACCUACCUCUCCCUCGCUGCAUCGCUUCUGCUCUGGCGGCUGCUGUCCUCAGUGCAGCCGGACGCCAGGCCCCUCGAGCUGGGGGCAGGUGCGGAGGCCGAGGGCUUGCCCGGGGACGACCAGCCGCCGUCGGAGCAGGCGUCCAGGGUCACCCUGAAGAAGCUGCUGUCCUACACCAGGCCCGACGGUGCCCUCCUCGCGGCGGCCUCCUUCUUCCUCGUCCUGGCCGCUCUGGGAGAGACCCUUUUCCCCUACUACAUUGGCCGGGCCAUCGACGGCGUCAUCAUCCAGAAGAGCAUGGAGCAGUUCACCUCAGCGGUCGUCCUCACCUGUCUGCUGGCCCUCGGCAGCUCGUUUGCCACAGGUAUUCGGGGCGGCAUUUUCACCCUCGUAUUUGCCAGACUGAACAUUCGCCUCCGAAACCUUCUCUUCCGCUCGCUGGUAUCUCAGGAGACAAGCUUCUUUGACGAGAAUUGCACAGGGGACCUCAUCUCCCGCCUCACCACGGACACCACCGUGGUCAGCAACGUGAUCUCCCACAACAUCAACAUCUUCCUGUGGAACGCGGUCAAGGCCACGGGCGUGGUGUUCUUCGUGUUCAGCCUCUCGUGGCAGCUGUCCGUGGUCGCUUUCAUGGGCUUCCUCAUCAUCAUGAUGGUGUCCAACGUCUACGGCAAGUACUACAAGAGGCUCUCCAAAGAGGUCCAGAGCGCCCUGGCCAGAGCCAGCAGCGUAGCCGAGGAGACCAUCGGUGCCAUGAAGACGGUCCGGAGCUUUGCCAACGAGGAGGUGGAGGCGGAGGUGUACGCACAGAAGCUGCAGCAGGUGUACAAGCUGAACAGGAAGCAGGCGGCCGCCCACAUGUACUACACCUGGAGCAGUGGGCUCACGCUGGUGGUGGUCCAGGUCAGUGUCCUCUACUAUGGAGGCCACCUCGUCAUCUCCGGGCAGAUGACCGGCGGCAACCUCGUCUCCUUUGUUAUCUACGCGUUGGCCCUGGGAGACUGUAUGGAGUCCAUGGGCUCUAUCUACAGCAGCCUGAUGCAAGGAGUGGGGGCUGCCGAGAAGGUCUUCGAGUUCAUCGACCGUCAGCCAACCAUGGUGCUUGACGGGAACUUGGCCCCUGACCACGUGGAGGGCCGCGUGGACUUUGAAAACGUGACCUUCACCUACCGCACUCGGCCCCACACCAAAGUCCUGCAGAAUGUGUCCUUCAGCCUGUCCCCAGGGAAGGUGACUGCGCUCGUGGGGCCCUCGGGCAGCGGGAAGAGCUCCUGUGUCAACAUUUUGGAGAACUUCUACCCCCUGCAGGGGGGCCGCGUGCUGCUGGAUGGGAAGUCCAUCAGCGCCUAUGACCACAAGUUCCUGCACCGCGUGAUCUCCCUGGUGAGCCAGGAGCCGGUGCUCUUCGCCCGCUCCGUCACAGACAACAUCUCCUAUGGCCUGCCCGCCGUGCCCUUCGAGAAGGUGGUGGAGGCUGCGCAGAAGGCCAACGCCCACGACUUCAUCAAAGAGCUGCAGGACGGCUACGAUACAGAGACCGGGGAGAGGGGCGCCCAGCUGUCCGGUGGGCAGAAGCAGCGGGUGGCCGUGGCCCGGGCUCUGGUGCGGAACCCGCCCGUCCUCAUCCUGGACGAAGCCACCAGCGCUCUGGAUGCGGAGAGCGAGCACCUGCCGGCCCCUCCUGUUCCCCCAGAUCCGGGAGGCCAUCUACAGGAACCCGCAGAGGCGCACGGUGCUGAUUGUGGCGCACCGGCUGAGCACGGUGCAGCAGGCCCACCGCAUCGUGGUGCUGGACAAGGGCCGCGUGGUGCAGCAGGGCACGCACCAGCAGCUGCUGGCCCAGGGCGGCCUCUACGCCACGCUGGUGCAGCGGCAGAUGCUGGGGCUCGACUCCGCCCCGGACUGCACAGCCCGCCCCAGCGAGCCGCCUGGCAACAGCUGACGCGAGGCCGGUCGGAGGCCCUGGCGCCCGCUUGGCUGAGGCACCCACGGGCUCUGAGCCCAGCCCACGGCGCCCCCGUGUGUCCCUGCUCCCUGCAUCUUGCCCUGCCCCUGCCACCACGCACUCCCGUCUGGGCAGUGGACACCGGGGGUCUCUCCGCCUGGUCUCCCAAGGUUUCUAAGUGAAGGCAGCAUCACCUUUGUUGUUAAUCCUCACCCGAGGAUAUUUUUCCGUUG